Molecule: messenger RNA, 657 nt
Organism: Ictalurus furcatus (blue catfish)
Lineage: Eukaryota; Metazoa; Chordata; Actinopteri; Siluriformes; Ictaluridae
Product: anti-sigma-I factor RsgI2-like
Exons: 13
Coding region: 133-621 (162 amino acids)
Source: RefSeq, a predicted model, not a curated record
UUUCAACCAGAACCUGUUUCUACUCUCGAACCUGUUUCUACUGCCUCACCCGAUAUAGAAUCUACAAGUCCUCAGGCUCAACAGGAUUACACAGAGGAAUCAGCUACAAGUCAUCCAGCUCAACAGGAUUACAUGCAGGAAACGGUGUUUCAACCAGAACCUGUUUCUACUCCCGAACCUGUUUCUACUGCCUCACCCGAUAUAGAAUCUACAAGUCCUCCAGCUCAACAGGAUUACACAGAGGAAUCAGCUACAAGUCAUCCAGCUCAACAGGAUUACAUGCAGGAAACGGUGUUUCAACCAGAACCUGUUUCUACUCUCGAACCUGUUUCUACUGCCUCACCCGAUAUAGAAUCUACAAGUCCUCAGGCUCAACAGGAUUACACAGAGGAAUCAGCUACAAGUCAUCCAGCUCAACAGGAUUACAUGCAGGAAACGGUGUUUCAACCAGAACCUGUUUCUACUCCCGAACCUGUUUCUACUGCCUCACCCGAUAUAGAAUCUACAAGUCCUCCAGCUCAACAGGAUUACACAGAGGAAUCAGAGUCUGACAAGACAGAUUCUCCUACCGCAUCCAUUAUGGUCCAAAUGGAGCAGAUGUGUAUUGCAUCACAUACCUGAAGAAUCCAAUAACUGUAAAAGUCAUUAAAGUGUAAA